Drosophila erecta is the source of this 2507-nucleotide messenger RNA. It is a transcript of the gene TTLL6B, whose product is annotated as tubulin polyglutamylase TTLL13. Bases 207 to 2372 code for a protein of 721 amino acids. The transcript is spliced from 6 exons. Lineage: Eukaryota; Metazoa; Arthropoda; Insecta; Diptera; Drosophilidae. The record is from RefSeq and is a predicted model, not a curated record. Gene Ontology annotation, biological process: microtubule cytoskeleton organization; protein polyglutamylation. Gene Ontology annotation, molecular function: tubulin-glutamic acid ligase activity; tubulin binding. Gene Ontology annotation, cellular component: cilium.
CUCAAACCAGCGACGUAUUGAAUUUAGCGUCAUUUCGGUUAUAACUAUUUUCAUUUUCGCAACACAAUCAUCGCAAAAUAAUACUGUUUUUAUUCGUGACGACGAAUUCCGGCUCUCCCCAUCGACACGAAUCACUUUUAUAGAUAUAGACUUUAGCACGAGAUAAAUUUUCAAUUUUUAAUUAAGGACGACCAGCGGACAAGACAAUGAAUUUAAAAAAUUCCAAGUUUUUCAAGAGGAUUCAGGAGCUGCGCCACUUCUCCAAGGAGAAGCUCCGGAAGGAUCGCGAGAAAAGGACCCACGUUGUGCGCGCCCUGGACAUGGCUCUUAGUGAGCAGCCGUGCUUGGACCGGGAAUGGUUAAGUCCGGAGCAAUCGCCGACUCAACAGCCCACGUCUCCGCGGCGCCGGAUUAAGAAGAUCCGGUGCGUGAAGAGAAGGGCACGUGCCGGCAAGGAAGUGGCUGAGAAUAUCUCCCCAUAUUACGGACAAUCUUCUGGUGAAUGUAGUCCAAUGCCUGCCGUGGAAGCCAAACCUCAGGGCUUCAUUCAACUGAACAACAAGACCUACCGCGUGGACUGUCCCACUCGAGUGCUUAAUCCUCCCAUGAACGUUGAAGAGGAGCGGCCAGCCAGCGAAACCAGGAGUACCAUCUGCGUGACCAACUCGCGCUACGCCAUGAUUGGGAAAAUCUCCAAGACACUGGGCUACAAGCUGGUCAAGGAGUCCAAGCUGUGGAACAUCCUCUGGUCCGAUUCGUUUCCCGGCGUAGAGCUGUUCAAGAACAUGAAGCGCUUCCAGCAGAUCAAUCACUUUCCGGGCAUGAUCGAGAUCUGCCGCAAGGAUCUCCUGUCGCGGAAUCUGAACCGAAUGCUGAAGCUCUUCCCGCAGGACUACAAGAUCUUUCCCAAGACCUGGAUGCUGCCGGCGGACUAUGGAGAUGCCAUGAACUAUGCGCUCAACCACAAACGCACGUUCAUCCUGAAACCGGAUUCUGGAGCCCAGGGUCGCGGCAUCUGGCUGACCAACGACCUGAAGACCAUUGGUGCUCACGAGCGGCUAAUCUGCCAGACGUACAUACACAGGCCCCUCCUCAUCGAUGGCUACAAGUUCGAUCUGCGGGUCUACACCUUGAUUACUUCCGUGGAUCCCCUGCGCAUCUUCGUGUACAACGAGGGACUAGCCAGGUUUGCCACGAACAAGUAUGUGGAGCCCACGCCCGGAAACGCGAACGAUCUGUACAUGCACCUGACCAACUACUCGGUGAACAAGCGGAACUCGCACUACGAACUCUGCGACAACGAUGACUGCGGGAGCAAGAGGAAACUGAGUGCCAUCAACAACUGGAUGCGGCGCCACAACUACGAUGUGGAGGAGUUCUGGAGCAAUGUGGACGAUGUGAUCAUCAAGACGGUGCUGAGUGCGUGGCCAGUGCUGAAGCAUAACUACCAUGCAUGCUUUCCGGGGCACGACAAGAUCCAGGCGUGCUUCGAGAUCCUCGGCUUUGACAUACUGGUGGACUGGAAGCUGAAGCCCUACAUACUGGAGGUAAAUCACUCGCCCAGCUUCCAUACGAACGAACAGGUGGACAGGGAGGUUAAGCGACCCCUCAUCCGGGACACCUUGAACCUGGUCAGUGCGGUGCUGGCAGACAAGAGACAGAUUCUCAAGGAGGAUCGCAAGCGGGUCAAGCAGCGGCUGCUCAAGAUCAGGGGAGACCCACCAGUUCAACGUCCUCGUCUUGGUGGCGGCACCUCCAAUGCCAAAAUAGAUGCCCAUAAGGGCAGCCCAGAGGCCGUUCCCGUUGAUAUGGAGCCGGCUGCUGAGGACCAACGACCGUUGGCACAGCAAAUCGCCUGGGAGGAGAGUCAUUUGGGGAAUUUCCGGAAGAUAAUGCCGCCACCGGACUUGAGCAAGCUGGACUACUACACUCGAUUCUAUGCGCAGUCGAACCAGGUGUCCAUCUUCGCGGAGACGGCGGCCAGUAAAAAGCGCGAGGAUCUCGCGCGCAAGAUGCGUAUCCAGAUCGAGGAGAAGAAGGCGAAGCAGCAGCAGAUGCUGAACGGAAAGGCCAAGCGGGACGCCCGGAAACGGCAUGUCUUGAUGCUGCCGAGGGCGGUGCGCGAGAAGAACCGGAUGAACCUCUUCCGGAUGCGGGAAAACUGGUCGCCGGGCUUCAUAUCGGAUGCGGAGGAGCGACUGCGCCACACUUGGCUGCACAUGCGAGCGGAGGCGAUACGGACGCUCAAGAUCACCGAGAAUAUCUACAGCAAUCUCUAUGAAACUGGCCACUUGACCAACACGGACAUGGUCGUCUAUCCGCAUCUCUACCACAAUUUGCAGCACGGCUUUGACAUCAGACAUAUUCCAUAGCCGUCUACGGCAUCAUUCUGCCCAGUUGGACGCCCACGGACUACACUCCAUCACGAUGUGUUCUUAAAUUCGUUAUUUCAAUUUAAAUUGCUGCUCGUCAAAAAAAAAGUAUCAAACGCUUUCGAAUCUUUAAAA